Molecule: messenger RNA, 797 nt
Organism: Clunio marinus
Lineage: Eukaryota; Metazoa; Arthropoda; Insecta; Diptera; Chironomidae
Source: the annotation of a GenBank genome assembly
GUAAAUAAAAACUUUUCUAACCAAGAAUCUUUUCUGAAUAAAAAUAAGCAGUGAAAAUAUUAAUUAGAAAUGGGAAGACCUAAAACUCUUAAAAAACCUAAAACUGAAUUGGUUUUCGACAAUAAAAAACGUGAAGAAUUCUUGAAAGGAUUUUCUAAACGCAAGCAGCAGAGGAAAAAGAAAGCUCAAGAAGAAAUUGACAGAAAGCUGAAAGAAGAGCAGAAAAGGAUAAAAAGUGAAACCAAGAACUUGAAGGACAAGUUUAAACAAUCGUUCAAACCGAUUGCAGAAUUGGAGAAAGUCCUCAAAGACAGUGAUGAAGAUGACGACGAAAGCGGUGAUGAAGUUGACAGAUUUGAGACUGACGACGUAACAGUCACAAUCAGCGCUAUAAAUCCUGAUGAUUUAGCAAAGAAGAAUUUCAUUGGAUAUCGAAAGGUAAAGGAAAGUGACAGUGAAGAGUCGGAGGAAGAAGAUCCGGAAACGAACGAGACUUCAAUUCCUGGCAUGGAAGUUUCUGGUAAACCAGUGAGGAAAGUCAAAGACAAGAAGGAUAAGGACUUUGAAAAGCUAACAGAGAAACUCAAAUCAGCUAAAGAUGUUAAGAAACUUAUAAAAGAGCAAGCAAAAACAGCCAUGAAGAAGAGUAAAAUCAUCAAAAUGCAAAACGAAAAGAAUCACAAAAGAAAUGUUAAAUUAUCACAAAGAAAGAAAUUUCUUAAGGAAAAGAAAUUGAGGAAACACAAGAAAAUUCCGAAGCAUAAAACAAAAUAAUUUUAUAAGUUCUUUAAUGAAUA